UGAUGAUACAAUCAAAAAUUUACCUUAUUUUUAAAGAAAAGACUCAAAUAAAUCCUGCCAUCUGGUUGUCACAACCUCAAAUUCAACAAAAAUAAUUUUUUAUUUACAAAUUUCUGUGAAGUACCUAUUUAUCAAGUAAGUAAAUACUACAAUAAAUACAUUCCUCGACUCAGAUAAAGUGCAUAUAUUGUAGUAUGGGUUCCUCCCACAGUACAAAGAACGAUUUUAAUCAAUCAACAAUUCAACACCUUCAAGAAACGCUACACCUAAACAACGUUUUAAUCGCAAAUUUAAGUCAAGAAACCCGAUCUUUAAAAGCGAAAAUGGCUCAAAGCGCAGAAAAGGAUUCUAAUUUUUCUACAGUUCUCGAAACGAUGCACGAAGAAUUAUUAAAGUUUAAAGAAAACAUGACCGAGGUAACAGAAAACAUCAAUAAAAGCCAAUCAGAAAAGGAAAUAGAGAAAUUAAAACGCGAUAAUACAGCGUUAUACUCCAAAUUGAAAGGUAUUGACCUUAAUUAUUCCGCGGAUAGUAACAAAAUAUCCGCGUUAAUGAUGUUAGAGGCUGAGAUGAAUGUUGAAAAGAAUAAACUUGGGGCGAAAUUGGAGGAUUUAAAGGGAACUAUGGAGAAGGCGACGAUUAAAUUUGUUGAGGAGAUGGAAAAGGCACAAAAAGAUAUUGAAAUGGUUUUGGGGAGGUGUAAAAAACGAUUGGAAUUAAUUAAAGAGAUGGGGAUUAAUCUUGAAAAUUCGAAAGAAAUGGAGAAAAUCAAAAAUAUCCUUUUACAACAAAAUAAUGGUUUUAUAAAGGAUUUAAUGGAAAAAAGUUCUUUUUUAGCAAACAAUAUCCAAAAACCAGUCGCAAAUCAAUCAACAUUGAUACCAACUUUAAAUCACCAAAUAAAAAAUAAUUUAGAUAUUGAAAUCGAAAAAGAGCCAUUAAAAGAAUUAAACAUUUCUGAAAAGAAUGUUGAAAAAUUUCCCGAAAAACAACCUGAUGAUGACUUAAAAAUUUUAAUUUUUUACGCUGAAGAAAAUGACGACGAAGACGUUGAAGAUAAAACCCGUUCAAUUCUCAGAAAGCUAACAAAAAUGAAUCUAACUAAAAUCAAAGCGAAUCGAAUGGGUAAAAAAGGAGAUAAACCUCGAGCUAUAAUCGUAACUUUAGAUAAAGUUGAUACAUUAAAUGAUAUCAUGAAAUCGCGAUAUACAUUAAAAGAAACAGAAUUUAAAGGUAUAAAAAUUAUCAAGUUUAAUAAAGAUCAUAAAAAAGCACCAAAUACUGCGAAAAAUGAGUUAGCAAAAAAAAAUAAAGCUGCUGAUGCAACUAAUCCUUUAUUAUCAGACGAAUCAGAUUGCGAACAAGGUGAAGAGGUUAAAGAGAAUGAUGAAGAUGAGAAAGAUGAAGAUUUACCAUAUAAAAUAAUUUUACAUUAUGUGCCAGAAAAUGAUAACGAAUACGAUCACGUCGUAGGGAUUUUAAGAGUAUUAACCAAUCGGCCUUUAAGAAACGUAGGGUAUCGAAGACUUGGAUUAAAACCCAAAAAUCACGUAAGACCGCUUGUCGUUUCAUUCCAAAAUGAGAAAUAUGUUAAUGAUUGUAUAAAAAAUCGAUGUUUGUUGAAGGAUAAUGGAUUUCCUAAGAUUAGGGUUUGUUAUUAUCGAGAUGAUUUAGAAUCACAAGUUGGCGGUUGAAGCUUAUAAUUUUUGUAAUUUUGUGUAACAAUUUUUUAUUAAUGAUUUAUAUCGAUAAAAAAAGCUGUUUAUAUAAAUCAUCGAUUGCAUUUUAA
Molecule: messenger RNA, 1789 nt
Organism: Onthophagus taurus
Lineage: Eukaryota; Metazoa; Arthropoda; Insecta; Coleoptera; Scarabaeidae
Product: putative autophagy-related protein 11
Source: RefSeq, a predicted model, not a curated record